AUGCCGAUAGCGGCAUAUCUAAUAUGGUUCUAUGCUUGCAGAUUUAUUCCGAGCGAAUGGCGUCCUUCGAUCUGGGUCAAAGUCCUACCUGCUCUCGAGAAUAUCCUUUACGGCGCCAAUCUCAGUAACAUCCUUUCCGCACACAAAAGCACGGCAUUGGAUCUUUUGGCAUGGUUCCCGUACGGCCUCGGACACUUCGGUGCGCCUUUCGUCUGCUCCGGCAUAAUGUUCUUGUUCGCUCCUCCUACCACUAUCCGAUAUUUCGGUUAUGCUUUCGGUUGGAUGAACAUAAUCGGUGUGACGACUCAAGUACUAUUCCCCUGUUCCCCACCAUGGUAUGAGAAUAUGUACGGACUAGCACCCGCAAACUAUUCUAUGAAGGGUUCUCCUGCUGGCUUAGCCCGAAUUGAUGCUCUCUUGGGCAUUGAUCUCUACACCUCUGGAUUUACCGCUUCACCGAUGGUAUUUGGAGCACUUCCCUCGCUGCAUGCUGCAGAUUCAACUCUCGAGGCUCUUUUCAUGAGCCACUGUUUCCCGAAACUCACACCCCUUUUCGCAACCUACGUCCUAUGGCUCUGGUGGUCUACGAUGUACCUUUCUCACCAUUAUGCCGUGGAUCUAGUGGCAGGAAGUCUGUUGGCUGCUGUCAUUUUUUACUUCACGAAAGCUCGCUUUCUCCCUAGAAUCCAGCCGGACAAGAAGUUCCGCUGGGAUUACGACUAUAUUGAGUGUGGGGAUGCUCCAACAACCGAACAUGGCUACGGUAUAGUUCAUGGCUCACAUCCAGACAGCGACGAAUGGACAGUCGGCUCUUCUUCUUCUGUUUCGUCGGGCUCUCUAAGCCCAGUCGAUGAGGAGCGACACGUCUGGGCCGAUGUCUAUACAACCUCAAGGUGA
Lithohypha guttulata is the source of this 897-nucleotide messenger RNA. RefSeq names its product Phosphatidylinositol:ceramide phosphoinositol transferase (IPC synthase) (gene AUR1). Gene Ontology annotation, cellular component: inositol phosphoceramide synthase complex. Gene Ontology annotation, biological process: sphingolipid biosynthetic process; inositol phosphoceramide metabolic process. NCBI's taxonomy places the organism in Eukaryota, Fungi, Ascomycota, Eurotiomycetes, Chaetothyriales, Trichomeriaceae. The record is from RefSeq and is a predicted model, not a curated record. The transcript has 2 exons. The coding region runs from base 1 to 897 and encodes 298 amino acids. Gene Ontology annotation, molecular function: inositol phosphoceramide synthase activity.